Messenger RNA from Ipomoea triloba (trilobed morning glory), 2865 nucleotides. RefSeq names its product plasma membrane ATPase 4-like. The transcript is spliced from 9 exons. NCBI's taxonomy places the organism in Eukaryota, Viridiplantae, Streptophyta, Magnoliopsida, Solanales, Convolvulaceae. The record is from RefSeq and is a predicted model, not a curated record. Gene Ontology annotation, cellular component: plasma membrane. The coding region runs from base 1 to 2865 and encodes 954 amino acids. Gene Ontology annotation, biological process: proton export across plasma membrane; regulation of intracellular pH. Gene Ontology annotation, molecular function: ATP binding; ATP hydrolysis activity; P-type proton-exporting transporter activity.
AUGGCAUCAAACAUCACCUUGGAAGACAUCAAGAACGAGAAUGUUGAUCUUGAGAAGAUUCCGGUGAAUGAGGUGUUCCAGCAGCUGCGUUGCACCAAGGAUGGGUUGUCGACGGAGGAGGCGGAGCAUCGGCUCCAAGUCUUCGGCCCCAACAAACUCGAGGAGAAAAAGGAAAGCAAGGUUUUGAAGUUCUUGGGAUUUAUGUGGAAUCCAUUGUCUUGGGUUAUGGAGAGCGCAGCCAUCAUUGCCAUUGCUCUCGCCAAUGGACAGGGAAAGCCACCGGAUUGGCAAGAUUUCGUGGGCAUAGUGGCGUUGCUCAUCAUCAACUCCACCGUCAGCUUCAUCGAGGAAAACAACGCAGGCAAUGCCGCGGCUGCUCUAAUGGCAGGGCUCGCCCCCAAGACUAAAGUGUUGAGGGAUGGGAAAUGGAGUGAGAAGGAUGCGGCCAUCCUUGUUCCGGGAGAUGUUAUCAGCAUCAAAUUGGGAGAUAUUGUGCCCGCAGACGCCCGUCUUCUCGACGGAGAUCCCCUCAAGAUUGAUCAGUCUGCUUUGACCGGUGAAUCUUUGCCCGUCACCAAGAACGCCGGCGAUGAAGUCUUCUCCGGCUCCACCUGCAAACAAGGUGAAAUUGAAGCCGUCGUUAUCGCCACCGGCCUCCACACUUUCUUCGGCAAAGCCGCCCAUCUCGUCGACAGCACCCAUCAAGUCGGCCACUUCCAAAAGGUGUUGACGGCCAUUGGGAACUUCUGCAUAUGUUCAAUUGGGGUUGGGAUAGUGAUAGAGAUAGUGGUGAUGUAUCCGAUCCAGCACAGAAGAUACAGGGAUGGAAUUGAUAAUCUUUUGGUUCUUCUGAUUGGAGGGAUCCCAAUCGCCAUGCCUACUGUGUUAUCAGUUACCAUGGCAAUCGGGUCGCACCGCCUUUCGCAGCAAGGCGCCAUCACCAAGAGGAUGACUGCCAUUGAAGAGAUGGCCGGAAUGGAUGUUCUUUGCAGCGACAAGACUGGAACUCUCACCCUCAACAAGCUCACUGUCGACAAAUCCCUCAUUGAGGUUUUUGCAAAGGGUGUUGAUAAGGAAAUGGUUAUGCUCCUCGCUGCCAGGGCUUCCAGGGUGGAGAAUCAGGAUGCUAUUGAUGCUUGUAUUGUUGGAAUGCUAGCUGAUCCCAAGGAGGCUAGGGCAGGUAUUCAAGAGGUCCAUUUCCUCCCUUUUAACCCAGUGGAAAAGAGAACUGCAAUCACAUACAUAGACUCCAAUGGGAAAUGGCAUAGGGUGAGCAAAGGUGCACCAGAACAGAUUGUUGAGCUUUGUGCGCUAAAAGGAGACGUGGAGAAGAAAGUCCAUUCAAUCAUAGACAAAUUCGCCGACCGUGGCCUUAGAUCUCUCGCUAUUUCCCAACAAGAAGUCCCGGAGAAGAAUAAGGACGCCGCCGGAACUCCAUGGCAAUUCGUCGGCCUCUUGCCUCUCUUUGACCCACCCAGGCACGACAGCGGGGAGACCAUCAAGCGCGCCCUUAACCUCGGCGUCAAUGUCAAGAUGAUCACCGGCGAUCAGCUCGCCAUUGCUAAGGAAACCGGCCGCCGACUCGGAAUGGGAACCAACAUGUACCCUUCUUCCUCCCUUCUCGGCGGCGAGAAGGGCGACGGUUUCGAGAAACUUCAGAUUGUCGAGCUAAUCGAGAAGGCCGACGGGUUCGCCGGAGUUUUCCCCGAACAUAAAUACGAGAUUGUGAAGAAACUUCAGGAAAGGAAGCAUAUUUGUGGUAUGACUGGGGACGGUGUGAACGACGCGCCGGCGCUGAAGAGGGCGGAUAUUGGAAUUGCGGUGGCGGAUGCAACGGACGCGGCUAGGGGCGCGUCGGAUAUCGUGCUGACGGAGCCCGGGUUGAGCGUGAUUGUUAGCGCGGUUUUGACGAGCAGAGCUAUUUUUCAGAGGAUGAAGAAUUAUACGAUUUAUGCGGUUUCCAUAACCAUCCGUAUUGUGCUUGGGUUUAUGCUCAUUGCGCUUAUUUGGAAAUUUGAUUUCUCGCCCUUCAUGGUGCUCAUCAUCGCCAUCCUCAACGACGGCACCAUCAUGACGAUUUCAAAGGACAAAGUGAAGCCCUCCCCCAUGCCUGAUUCCUGGAAACUCAAAGAAAUAUUCGCCACCGGCGUUGUGCUCGGCACUUACCUCGCCGUCAUGACUGUCAUCUUCUUCUGGGCCGCUCAUCAGUCCGAUUUCUUCACGGAGAAAUUCGGUGUAAGAUCAAUCAGGGAUAACUACACAGAGCUCAACUCCGCUUUAUAUCUUCAAGUCAGCAUCGUAAGCCAGGCCCUCAUCUUCGUCACAAGGUCCCGCAGCUGGUCUUUCGUGGAGCGCCCCGGCCUCUUACUGCUCUUCGCUUUCGUCGUGGCACAGCUCAUCGCCACCGUGAUCGCCGUGUACGCAAACUGGGAAUUCGCAAGAGUGAAGGGCAUCGGAUGGGGCUGGGCCGGCGUGAUCUGGCUCUACAGCGUAAUCUUCUACAUCCCACUCGACGUAUUAAAGUUCGGCAUCCGAUACGCGCUCAGCGGCAAAGCCUGGGACAACAUGCUGAACAACAAAACCGCAUUCACAUCCAAGAAAGACUACGGAAAAGGCGAGCGUGAGGCGCAGUGGGCCACGGCGCAGCGCACAUUGCACGGCCUUCAGAACCCUUCGGACACAACUAAUCAGCUCUUCGAUGAUAAUAACAACUUCAGGGAAUUGUCGGAAAUCGCCGAGCAGGCGAGGCGACGCGCCGAAGUUGCGAGGCUAAGGGAGCUUCAUACUCUGAAGGGGCACGUGGAAUCGGUGGUGAAGCUGAAGGGGAUUGACGCCGACGCGAUUGCGCAGUCGUACACUGUGUGA